Molecule: messenger RNA, 2010 nt
Organism: Linum trigynum
Lineage: Eukaryota; Viridiplantae; Streptophyta; Magnoliopsida; Malpighiales; Linaceae
Source: the annotation of a GenBank genome assembly
CCCGUACCCAUAAAGUUUAGGCACGAAAUGACCCAGAAAUUAUUAGUUCUCAUGCUGGCCUGGCCCAUUUACUUUGUACUCGUGUCGUGCUCUAAUCUAAUCGUGACGGGCGUGCGGCAUGGUCCGGUGCCCCACCUACAUUUCCUUCCGUCCGUCCGUUCCCAAUUCCAAUUUAACAAAGAGACAGGGCGAGUCGCGAGAGGUAAACGACGACAGGUGCCGAGCCGGACUGCUGCUCUGCUUGGCGCUGAUAAUUCCGCCGGACGGACAGCCCCCUUUUAUCCAAUUCUUGUAAUAAUUACAUAAGUCAAUUAGUAGUUCCCACUUCAUUUGCCCUUCUCUUUAUCUGUCCGGCCUCUUCUCUAGUCCUCCGCCGUCGAAUCCGUGACAAUUCCACCGAUCGGAAGCCCAACGGUGAUAUAGAAGCUCUAAGGUGAUCAUCCUCUUCCAAUUCUCCCUCGCGUUCGAAAUCCAAUCAAUUUUGGGGGUUGAUCGGAUUUUUAGGGCUUUUUUUUCUCCUGUUGGAAUUGUGGUUUUUUUGUUCUUGAUCAUCGGGGUCCAGAAUCUAGUUCUGCAUUUUGGUGGAAUUGGGGUUUGGAAUUUCUGCGAAUUAGCUGUAAAUUCAACAGCUUUUUUUUUUUUUUUGCUAUUUCCAGCUUUCAUUGUGAUGCUUCAUUAGUUUCCUCUUCAAAUUGGAUCGAUGAUUGAUUAUUAGUUUCAAUGAACUUGGGUUUUGAAGGCAGAGAAGAUGGCAUCUUCUUCAGACGCGUGGAUGAAGGAGUAUAAUGAAGCGGCAAAGCUUGCGGAUGAUAUCACUGGGAUGAUAUCUUCUCUCCCUUCAUCAGGACCUGAAAGUCAACGUCAUGCUUCAGCUGCUCGCAGGAAGAUCACCAUAUUGGGUACCCGACUUGAUAGCUUACAGUCUCUUUUGACAAAGCUUCCCGGAAAGCAGCAAGUAUCAGAAAAAGAGAUGAACCGUCGCAGGGACAUGAUUGGGAACCUUAGGACGAAAGCCAACCAGAUGGCUUCCUCGUUGAACAUGACAAGCUUUGCCAAUAGGGAUAGUUUGUUAGGCACUGAAAUUAAGCAAUCUGACAUCAUGAGUCGAACAACUGGUUUGGACAACCAUGGCCUUGUAACUUUUCAGCGACAAGUUAUGAGAGAGCAAGAUGAGGGCCUUGAGAAGUUGGAGGAGACGGUAAUCAGUACCAAACAUAUCGCCUUGGCAGUCAAUGAGGAACUGGAUCUUCACACCAGACUUAUUGAUGACUUGGAUGAGCAUGUGGAUGUCACAGACUCCCGCUUAAGGAGAGUGCAAAAGCAAUUGGGAGUAUUGAACAAGCGAACCAAGGGUGGUUGCACCUGCCUGUGCAUGCUUAUGGCCGUAAUUGGGAUCGUGGCUCUGGUUGUCGUCAUAUAUAUGCUGAUCAAGUACUUAUGAUCCUGAGGGGCGUACCUGAAGCCUCUCAUUUCAAUUUAUCUGCCCUAUUCUGCCUGCUGCUCUGCCCAUUCUGCAACAAGUCGCUCUUCCCUCCUGUUUUAAUUUACCUUUUCCCUGUCGCUUGUUUUGAGAACCAUUGUGUUUGGAGAUUUUCUGUUUCCGUUCCAUAUGGUGAUGCGAUGUUGAGGUGGCAGAAGUUGUAAUACGAAAAAUGUCGGGGACCAACUCUGUAAAUAAUCUCCCAAGUGAUUUGGCCUGCGUGUCAUUCGUCUGUUUGGUCAACCAAAGCCAAAAAUUACACGUUUUAAUGUGAUGUAUGGUUGUGCCCUUCAUUCACCUUUGGCACUGCCGAUUGUCGACAUUGAGCCAUUGAUCACUAAUGUUCUGUGUCAAGAAUAUGCCUUCCAAUUGCGCUUUUAUGAAACAAUGGUCCUCUCCUCUCAAAUGUCUUCAACAGCGAUCGAGUCUAGAUAGUGGUAGACAGAGUCGUUAGGAUUAACAUGAUUUGUCUGUGUACGACCUUACAAAAAAGGGUUAGUUUCAUAGCACAAUAAAUUGUUCGUAGAAAU